Melitaea cinxia (Glanville fritillary) is the source of this 655-nucleotide messenger RNA. RefSeq lists its product as uncharacterized. The transcript is spliced from 3 exons. Bases 35 to 499 code for a protein of 154 amino acids. The record is from RefSeq and is a predicted model, not a curated record. Lineage: Eukaryota; Metazoa; Arthropoda; Insecta; Lepidoptera; Nymphalidae.
AGUUUAUCUAAAGGUGUAGUAACGUGCGAACAAAAUGGACAUCGAUCAAUCAAAUUCGAAUAUGGACAUCGGGAGUAUGAUAAAAGAUCAAGUUGUAAAAUCUAUGAAAAAUGUCGACGUAAUGUCUCUUCUAAAAAACAUGGCGGCUACUGCAACAGAUAAUCAAGAAUCGGGAGAAAUACAAAGCAAACUGCAAGAUAUUCUUGAGAAGUAUAAUAACAUGCCGGAAGAUAUGAAGGCUGAAUUUACUGGACAAUUAAAAGAUUUAUUAGUAAAGAAAUUGGCAACGAAAUUGAAAGAUGCGCCAAUAAACUUCAGUGGCUUAGAAGAGGCGAUACAGAAUGAGAUUGUCACUCAAAUGUAUUAUAUUGGAGCCGGUGUUUUUGUGCUCAUCGUGAUUAUUGUAUUCUUCGGUUACAAACUCUACAAAUCUAUAAAGGAAAAGGAGAAGAAAAGAGAAGAGAAGAAAAAGCUAAAACAGAUGAAGAAAAAGAAGUAAAAACGUGUGGACAGAUUCACAACGAAUAAUGCCUGAAGAAAUAUUUUUAUUUAGAAAUAUUUUAAAUCUACGUUAUUGAUUAUCUGUUAUUUCGUUUUAUAGAUUUUUAUUUAUUUAUAAUGAAAUGUUGUAAUGAAAAGGAUUUUGACCGUUGUU